Molecule: messenger RNA, 1221 nt
Organism: Pyrgilauda ruficollis (rufous-necked snowfinch)
Lineage: Eukaryota; Metazoa; Chordata; Aves; Passeriformes; Passeridae
Gene: SIRT6
Product: sirtuin 6
Exons: 8
Coding region: 67-1113 (348 amino acids)
Molecular function (GO): NAD+ binding
Source: RefSeq, a predicted model, not a curated record
GGCCCCGGGGCGUGUCCCGCGGCCCCGGCCCCGCCCGGCUCUUCCGGCCGCGCCGCGGCCGCGCCGAUGGCGGUGAAUUACGCGGCCGGGCUGUCCCCGUACUCGGACAAGGGCAAGUGCGGCCUCCCCGAGAUUUUUGACCCUCCGGAGGAGCUGGAGCGGAAGGUGCAGGAGCUGGCAGAGCUGAUCCGGAGCUCCUCCCAUGUGGUGUUCCACACGGGGGCAGGGAUCAGCACGGCCUCGGGCAUCCCUGACUUCAGGGGCCCCAAUGGUGUCUGGACUAUGGAAGAGAAAGGGCUCUCCCCAAAAUUCGACACCACCUUCGAGAAUGCCAGGCCCUCCAAGACUCACAUGGCGCUGCUGGGGCUGCAGAGAGUGGGAAUCCUGAAAUUCCUGGUCAGCCAGAACGUGGACGGCCUGCACGUGCGCUCAGGAUUCCCACGGGACAAGUUGGCCGAGCUCCACGGGAACAUGUUUGUGGAAGAGUGCGUGAAAUGCGGGAAGCAGUACGUGCGCGACGCCGUCGUGGGCAGCAUGGGGCUCAAGCCCACGGGCCGCCUCUGCAGCGUCACCAAGGCCCGGGGGCUGCGGGCCUGCAGAGGGAAGUUACGAGACACUAUUCUGGACUGGGAAGAUUCCCUGCCUGACCGUGACCUGACGCUGGCAGAUGAAGCCUGCAGGAAAGCUGAUCUCUCUGUGACACUGGGGACCUCUCUGCAGAUCAAACCCAGCGGGAACCUCCCGUUGAUCACCAAGAAGAGAGGAGGGAAAUUGGUCAUUGUCAACCUCCAAGCAACCAAACACGACCGCCAGGCCGACCUGCGCAUCCACGGCUACGUCGACGAGGUGAUGACCAAGCUGAUGAAGCACCUGGGGCUGGAGGUGCCCGAGUGGACGGGGCCGGUGGUGGUGGAGAGCGCCGAGCUGGCCAAGGGCGAGCAGCUGCAGGGGCGGCUGAAGGAGGAGCCCCUGGGCCAGCACAACGGCACCGGAGCGCCGCGCGCCGGGAACGCGCCGCUGGAGCACCGCGACGGGCUCAAGCAGGAGCGCCCCAGCCCGGACACGGGGCCAACGCCCGUGAAGAAGAUGAAGGUGGAGCCUCUCCUCACCUGACCUGGACUGUCCCUGUCUCACCUGGGCUGCUUUUCCUACCGACUUUUUUUUAUACCCUUAAAUAUUUGUCCCUUUUUUUAUGUCAGUAUUAAACAUACUUGAAUUGUG